UGUUUACAGUCGUUUUCAUUUCUAAAAAUAUCUCUAAUAUCAAAAUAAAUUUAAAGCAUCAGUGUUCUCUCUCUUCUUAAAAGUUCAUGUGAAAUCACAAUUGAAAAUUGAAAUAAAUUUUCUCUUUAUUCUAAAAUAUUGAAAAACAAUUUCAACUUGUCCAUACGUUUUUUUAUCUCGUGUGUGAUGAUAAACUCGUUUGAAUUGUUUUAAAUCAUGUGAUUCAUCUACUGUCACUCGCAUCAUUGUUAUAAUUCUUUCACGAAUAAUGAAAAAUGUGUUUAAAUUAACAAUAUGAUCAACAAUAGCGGCACACGUUAUCGUUCUUUUACUUUCGAGUAAUGUUUGAAGAAGAUUACUUUCUCACGACAAUAAACUGUGCCAGGAAGUGCGACAUCGCUCUCGAUAUGUUCCCCCGUCGUUGUCGACCACCGACUGUUCACAAACACCAGGAAUUCGUCAUAGGUGUGUGAAAAAAGAAAAUUUAUUUUUUUCCCCCAAAAGAGGUAUGUUCAAAAUAUUUAUUCACUUAAAUGUCAACAUCUGGCAAAAAGACAUUGUCAAAUGAGAAAAAAUCAUUGAAAUCAAAGGUUAGACAAAAAUUGAAUUUCGAUCAAUCAGAUGAAUCUAACCUCAAAUAUUCCACUGGUGAAAGUCAUAAAAAAUCAAGACGAGAUGAUUCUUUAGAUGAUAGUAAAAAAAUUGUUUCCGAAUGGUUGGAAAAGUAUGAAAAUGAUUUUUUGGAAUCGAGUGUUGAAUAUCCAUCUUCACCGUUAAUAAAACGUUCACCGGAAUCGCCAAUUAUUAAUAAGAAUUCAAUUAAACGACCUCGACAAAAUGAUAAUGAGAAACGUGAAAAAAGUCCGGAUAUUUGUUUAUCCAAAUCGACGACGACGACGACGACGACAACGACGAUGACGAAAUCGCCAGUUCUUGGUGGUAAAAUUCUAGCCAAAAAGUUAAAACGACGAAAAAAUCAUUCGAAAAAAAGUAAAAAUAAUCAGAGUUUUGAUAGUACAUUAAAAGUAAAGAGCGAAUUGAAUACGACGACAAAUACCGUUCCGGAAAGAUGCAACUUAUCGCAAAUUGAGGAAACAUUCUUCGAGGAGGAAAAAGAAAUAAAAGUAGAAAAAGAGGAAUUAUCACAGUUAAUUGAAGAUUGGGAGGAACAUUCAAAUCAAAAUUUGAAAACAGAGGAUAUAAAGAUAGAGAAUUCAGAAAGUAUAACGAAUGAUUUGUCAGAGACAACAAAGGAGGAAAUUAUAGAUAAUAAUAGUUUAUUUAUUGAAAGUGUAACUGACUCGGAGAAAAGUAAGAGUUUUAUUAUUGAAGACGCCGAUACGCCGGAUAUUGUGAAUCUAGCCAACGAUUUGACGACAAAAAAACCGCAGCAGGAUUCUAAAUUGCCAAGGGAUUCGCAAGAUACAUUUUUUUCCCAAGGAGAAAGUCAAGAGCAUUUUCUACCCUCGCAAAGGAUUUCUGAGUUCUCAUCAACGAGAAUUAAUCAGCCGAAUUCCAGUGAACUUAACAUCAUCAACAAUGAGAGUACAUCGCCGAAAGCAAAUUUGGAAUCAUUCAGCAAUAUUCUAAGGAGUGAGAAGAAAAAGCGAAGAUUAAAGAAAGGCAGUUUUGCGGCAAAAUUACGAAAACUAGUCGAGACUGAAAAGUCAUUUCUACGUAUUUGGCGACACGAGAAAAAUCAGUCAACAUUUCAAAGUAUUAAUUCACAAUUUGUCGAGUUGUGCAUUCAAAAUUUAUACAAUGCAUACAGUAGACAAUUUGCCGAGUGUCUUUUAAUAUCCGACAAAUAUGAACAAUUAACUUAUCUCUUAAGUUCAGAGAUAAAAAUAAAUGAGGAAGAAAAUAAAAAUUCUUUCAAUUUUACCAACAAAGUAUUAACAUUGAUGUUCGUUCCUGAAUUUGUUGAUGAAUUUAAGGGACAAAAAGGAAAUAUUAUCAGAAUCUACUCACCCUGGGAAGUUGUUGAUAGGAGAAAAUUAACAUUAAGUGUAAUGUAUUUUACAGUCGAUGCAAAGGCAAUUAACGUGAUGUCUAGUAGUGGGAAAUUGAAGGAAAAAGCAAUUUGUGAAAAAAUUGAAAAUUUCACUUGUCCUUGUAUUGAAGAAGGGAAGAUUUUUGAAAAUUGUAAUUUUAAGUUUAAGAAACCAAAUGUGAUGAAAGAGAUUUUCAAUCGUUCCGUAAUCAUGUCGAUUGCGCAGGAUCGACCGGAAUUAUAUGAGGAGGUGAAAUUAUAUAAAAAUUCCAGAGAACGUGAAAAAUACGAUAAUCAAGCUGAUUUAUACGCAGUUGUUAAUACUCUCCAGCAUCUUGAAAAGGCCUAUAUUAGAGAUUGUGUCACACCAAAAGAAUACACAGCAGCCUGCAGUAAAUUAUUAGUACAAUACAGAGCUGCUUUCAAGCAGGUACAGAGCGAUCAAUAUCCAACGAUUGAUGCUUUUGCAAGAGCUUUCAGGCUCGACUGUCCAGCUGCUCUCGAGAGAAUCAAAGAGGAUAGGCCAAUAACGAUAAAGGACGAUAAGGGCAAUACAUCAAAAUGCAUUGCCGAUAUUGUAUCUUUAUUUAUCACCUUAAUGGAUAAACUUCGUUUGGAAAUCAAAGCAAUGGACCAAUUGCAUCCGGAUCUUCGCGAUUUAAUGGACACAAUGAAUCGACUUAGCAUUCUUCCCAGUGAUUUCGAUGGUAAGGAAAAAGUUUCCGAUUGGCUACAAACUCUAAACAACAUGUCAGCUUCCGAUGAACUUUCCGACAAUCAAGUUAGACAAUUGAUUUUCGAUCUGGAAACAUCAUACAACGCUUUCAACAAAGUUCUUCAUAAUUCGUAAUUUCAAACUUCUUUAUAUUUUAAAAAAAAAACUAUGACUUUGUUCUUGAGAACAAAUUUCUUUUUACUAUCCCGAAGUCAGCAAUUUAUUAAAGAUUAAAUCUUUAUUUUUUUGUGUAAGAAAGAAAAAUUAUAUGUAGAUAGUAAAUGCACUCAAACAUCUAAUUUUAUACUUGAUAUCUGAUAAUUUUAUUGACACACGAUUUGUUGAUUUACGACACAAAUAAAAGUUACUAAUAGUUAGACGAUAAAA
Messenger RNA from Leptopilina heterotoma, 3095 nucleotides. RefSeq lists its product as uncharacterized. Gene Ontology annotation, molecular function: protein-containing complex binding. Lineage: Eukaryota; Metazoa; Arthropoda; Insecta; Hymenoptera; Figitidae. The record is from RefSeq and is a predicted model, not a curated record. Gene Ontology annotation, cellular component: ESCRT I complex. The transcript is spliced from 4 exons. Gene Ontology annotation, biological process: protein transport to vacuole involved in ubiquitin-dependent protein catabolic process via the multivesicular body sorting pathway. Bases 534 to 2843 code for a protein of 769 amino acids.